AUGGAAAUGAAAAUCACCAGAUUAGAAAUGGAUAUCAAGAGACUUUUGUCAGUCUGUGAAGACAUGGCCCAAAAUAAUUUAUCUGAUGAUUGGAAGUUAAGCAAGGUACUUAUUUUGUUUGUCUUCUAAUAAGGAAUUUAAAAUUUGUAGUAUUACAAUGAAUACAACUUUUACUUUAGUAUAUUGAAGCUGUCAGUGAAAUGAUUACAGAAUUGAUAAAGAAAAGGUAGAUAAAAUAUUUAUUUACAUAAAUUAAUUUAUAAUAAAAUUUCUCUAUCCAGCGAGAGAACAGACCCAGUUCUGCUCUUGUGGUCUUGGCAAUAGUUGACUUGUGGUGGAAUCUCUCGCUGUACAGAGUAUAGGUAAUAAAGUACAUUGUGUUUCAGAUUAGUUAUAUAUUUAAAUUAUUUUAUUGAUUUUUAUUAUUUAUAGUGAUCCAGACAAAGAUUCUCUUAACCAGUACACAAAGCGGAUGCAAUUCCUUCAAGGAUUUUUGAAUACUAAAGAAAUUGUAAUAUUAUAUUAAUAUAAUUAUAAUUAAAAAUAAUAAAACUGUUAUUUUCUAUGUUGAAGAAAAACCCAGAAGAAAAAUUAGUCGCAUUAGAAAUGUUGGAACCCACACAAGUAUCUAAUAGUCGUACAAAAGACAUUAAGCAUAAAUACAAGGUUACUUAUACUAAACAAUUGAGGGAUGAACUCCUUGGAAGUAAAUUAAUUUCUUUUACAUGCAUUAUAAUGUAUUUAUAGUAUUUAAUUGGGUUUAGAUGACGUAAAUGAAUUUAAAUCAUUUAAACAAUCGGAUGUCGAUAGUAAUGAUAAUUUAAAUGAAUUAUUGAAACAUCAUCAAAACAAACAAGAUUCUAUUGCUGAAGAAUUGAUAGCUAUUACUCGAGGUUUACGAGAAAAUUCUGAACUUGCUGGAAAAAUAAUUAAAAAAGAUAUUGAAGUAAUAAUAUUGUUUACUACAUGCAUUAAUAUAUUUAAUUUUUAAAGCCACUUUAUAUUAGGUUUUAGAAAAAUCAUCAAAAGGUAUGGAUACUAAUUAUGAAAAUUUAAAACGAGAAGAACAAAAAUUAAUGGAGUUUGUAAGAAAAAGCUCUUGGAGAUGUUGGAUAUGGGUUUUAGCUGUUGCUAUGGUUGCUAUUUUUAUAAGUAUGUAUUUUGCAAAUUAUUUAAUAUUGUAGGUAUUAAUUGUAAUGUAUAAUAAUAAUAAUUACCCAAUGUUCAAAUUUUAUUUUUUGCAGAAAUGAUUUUGUUUAUCAAAGUGACAAAAAAAAAUUAA
This is a messenger RNA of Cinara cedri, 1282 nucleotides long. The record is from the annotation of a GenBank genome assembly. NCBI's taxonomy places the organism in Eukaryota, Metazoa, Arthropoda, Insecta, Hemiptera, Aphididae.